AUGACAUCCACGGUAGAUGUCGCCCAUUCCUUAACGCCUCUGCGCCGGGCCGCGUGGUGUGUUGUCGGCGGCUACGGGAUUGCAUUAAUUUAUCGCGUCGGUCUUCUGCAGAAACUCCUCCCACGGCGGAUCUCAACAGCGGUGGAUAAUGUCGUCUCGCGUGUAAAGGCGCGAACAGAGCCAUUGGGCAAUACCCAACGCUACGCUGCCGCACGAAAACAUCUCCUGCGUGUUUACACACUCUCUACAAUGGGAAUGUUGUUUGCAGCUGUGGGUGGGGCUGCCUUUUGUGUGUUUCCAAAGAUUCCUAUUGUGAUUCCCGUUGCUCUUACAGUAGUGCCAUCCACAUUGGUGCUUUUACUUCCACGGGAUAUGAUGAUAGAAGCCGGUCGAGUGGCAUGUUUGUUUACAUCCGCCUUAGCGCUUGGGUAUUCCUUUGGGCCUAUUGGUUGGGUGGCAUGGGACUCAUUGGCUAUAUUUACUACUUUGUUGGCAAGUACAAUGACUGGUCUUUGUUUACCACUCUUCUUAACACGUGGAAUGAUUAGUUACGUGUUGAGUUCGCAGUUAUUAUCAUGUGCACUCUCCUUAGCGGCGGUUACAACAGCUCCUUUAUUAAUACCACACACCAAUAAUAAUAAUAAUAUUAAUAAUUUAACUAGUGGUAUUCAACCUGGAGUUAAUGGUAUGGAUAUCCUUCGUCGUACAGAUGUAAAUGUACUACUCACAAUGCAACUUAUCUCCAAUUGGGGUAUUAAUCUCUUACAUACAUUACCCACUAUUGUACAUUUUGUGCGGUGGAAGGAAAGUGAGGAACAAUUGCCUCUCUCUGUAGAUCCUGUGAAGGAAAGUUUAUGUAUCUGUGGUGGUGUAGCCUAUGUAUUCUGGCGUAGUUUCCGCUGGGUCUGCCGUCGUAUUAUUCGCCCAAGGAAUGAAUCCACAGAUGUUGGGAUGAUGAAACCACAAGAAUUAUCUCGAGAUCCAUGGGGUUAUUUAAACCAUAAUGUACUCCGUCGACAAACCACGGGUGGAGUGGGGGCUUCUUUACUUCUCUUAUUGUGGUAUGUGCGGUCAGUGUCGGCAUUGCAGCGGGGAGAGACAGUGGCGACAUUAGAGAGUCUUAGAAGUGUGUGUGCACGUAUAUCACCUGUAAACCUGCUAGUGGCUCGUAUGUAA
This is a messenger RNA of Trypanosoma theileri, 1176 nucleotides long. RefSeq names its product putative retrotransposon hot spot (RHS) protein. The transcript has a single exon. The coding region runs from base 1 to 1176 and encodes 391 amino acids. The record is from RefSeq and is a predicted model, not a curated record. Lineage: Eukaryota; Euglenozoa; Kinetoplastea; Trypanosomatida; Trypanosomatidae.